CGCAGUGCGCGCGCUCACUAUGAAAGCGUGUCUGCUUGUUUACAACCAGGCAACUUGGGUAGCGGUGAGCAUGGCAACGAGCGUAAACACUCGACCGACGCUUUUCGCUGUUCGACGCUGAUCGAGUGACCUGCAAUGGCUUUCUGCAGUAACGAGUACUACGACACAAUUGGAUCUAUUCAUAAGAGCAUACACGAAAGGGAAAAGAGGAGGCAUGAGCUGGAAGAAGAGCUGUUUACCUAUUCGAGAUCAGAAGACAGCCUAGCCAAGCAAAAAUAUACCAAGAUGCGGCACUAUCACAAGGAAUUGUGUAAGAGAGAGCAGCAAGCAAAGGCUCGCAACCUUGAGCUCCUGAGAAAUGUCGAGAGCCUAGUAUCAAAUGCGAAAGAAUUUUCCAUUGACUACAGUGUACUGCAUCACUUGAAGCUGGAAUGUAGAACUCACAUAACAAGAAUUCUGGAUGAGAGGAACAAGAGGGAGGGGAGUGCGAGGGAAGCACAAAAAGAGCAAAGCAGAUCUUUUCUACACAGCAUCAGGAGAUCACCCCAACCUAGUGUCAUCUUCACGGGUCGGCAAACCCUCAAAGGCACUUUGGUGGAGGAUAGCGUCAUGAGCGCGCACUCACCAUCUCUGACCGAGCUGAUACCUAAUCACCCUUCAGCUUCCUUGCUACAAAGUGGCCCUUUGAUGGAUGCCCGAGUUUCAAAAGCCAACGGCGGCACGGCUUUAUCUGAUGACAUUCUAAACUCAGACGAUUUCCCUGCCGGCACUGGCGACACAAGUGAAAGGCGGCCCGCAUCUGACUGUGGCUUCUUCAGAGGAGCGGAAGAGGAGUGUGGGCCAGAGCAGCUGGCCUCGCCUCACAUGACCUUGAAGGCAUCUGGAGUGUCCUCUCAUCACAGAAGCGUGAAGAGAGCAGAGAGCAGUGCGUCACUCCAGUGCCGUCCCAGCCAGAGCCCUUCCCCAGACACCACUUACACGAGUGGCCCCUCACGGCACAGUGGCUCUGGAGAGCAGGCCAGGGUAGCUGCUAGAAGGGCCGAAAAGAAAGCAGAGUCAGCUGAAAAGCAUUCAGAUGAUUCAGAUCAGAGUAAAAGCAGAAGCCCCAGUAUCCCCAGUUCUGAUGUGGAGAUCACACCUGAUCCUUCACUGAACACAGCCAGCGAUGUUUCAGUUUCACAAAGUGAUAGUUUCCAUGAACAGCACAGCCCUGGAGGAAGUGCUUCAAUGCUGGGAAAGGAUAACAUACCCAGUCAAGGUGGUGGAGAGCCAAAGGACAGAGUGGAGUUCGGAGGACCUCUUUCCCUGAAGCCUGAAUCUAGGCUUUCGAUGGAAGGAUUUUUUUAUCUACUGGACAGCAUUGAGGAACGUCUCCCUGCAAAAGACGACAAGCUGUACAGUAGCUCUCCAGUCAGUGAGCAGAAGCUGAGAGAUAUUAUCAGGCUGUGCAGUCAGCGUGGGGGACUGAAAGGAGAGGAGCUGAGUGUGUGUGGAGCUGUGGUCCUGCAGCAGUUGCCCUGGUUGUCAUGGAACAUGUCCCAGGGUUGUCUGCUGCCCAGCGACCUGGUCAACACACACUGGUCCACUGCUACAGAUGCAACAUGGAUAAGGUCAUGUCUGUCGUCAGAGAGUGCUGCUCUGUGGGAUCGCUGGUUUACACAUGUCCUUCAGCUACUGCAACAGGAGGUUCUCCCCCUCGACAGCAUCGUGCAGCUCUUCACGCCACUCCUAGUGCAUAACAAUGCCUCCUACACCGGCAAGGCCGAAGUGCUGUUGAAGAGGCUUUUGACCCGUGCAGCUGAAACACAUCACUUGUCAGAGAGUGAGGAGUCCUCGUGUAGCAGCUUACCCUCACUCCUGCAUGACAGCGUGGAGAUCAAACUGGCCAGACUCUCCAAGAAAUCAUUUAACGCCACUGGCACACAAGGAGUACAAAGUGGUGAAGAGGACAGAGCCGACCAAAGCCCUGUGGAAAGUAUUCCUAUUAGAGAGACAAAAGCAUAUCAGCUGCUUAAACAAUCAGUCACACAAGAGAAACAGUGGAGAAACACACAGGAGGAGGGCAGUUCUGACUUGGAGCUAUCAGGUUUCUCCAAUACUAAAAAAACAGAAAAGAGUGAGAGGCUCCAUCAAGAGUCACGGGAGGAUCCUAAGACCAAAGUCCAGGCUUUCUCUGCGGUUCAGUCCAAAGCGUUUUGGGGUGAUUCAGAUGACUCCAACUCUGAAAUUGAAAUGGCCUUACGUCCUCGGUCCCACAAUGCCAGUAAUGAUGACUUUGAUGACUUUUAUGAUUAAGUUUUCUCUAACGAGAGAUCGCAGUUUUUAGUCAUCUGUCAAUGUGCUGUAAUGAACUGCCUUUUUUGAAAAAUAAAAAAUGUGUAAACACAAAUCUUGACUGAGAAAUAAUA
Messenger RNA from Pygocentrus nattereri (red-bellied piranha), 2408 nucleotides. It is a transcript of the gene kiz, whose product is annotated as kizuna centrosomal protein. The transcript is spliced from 15 exons. The coding region runs from base 136 to 2295 and encodes 719 amino acids. Lineage: Eukaryota; Metazoa; Chordata; Actinopteri; Characiformes; Serrasalmidae. Gene Ontology annotation, cellular component: centrosome. The record is from RefSeq and is a predicted model, not a curated record. Gene Ontology annotation, biological process: spindle organization.